AUAUCAGACGUCAAAAAUGGAACCCUUGGGUCUUUUUUUUUGCGUUGUGCAUCACGGAUGACGAAAGUGUCGCCGUCUAUAAUGGUGUUUCACAGGAAAAAGAAGCCUACCCAAACAGAAGUCCCUAUGAAACCAACCUCAAUACUCUUCUUUCUAAAAUCACUCCCAACACCAUUGUUGACCAUGGCUUCUACAGUUCCGAGUAUGGUCAAGCCCCCAACAUAGUUCACGUACGAGGUCUGUGCCGGGGAGACGUGAAUCCGAUAACUUGUCGGAAUUGCCUCAACGAUGCCAAAACCCUUCUCCCUAAGGUAUGUCCCAAUCAGAAAGAAGCAUUUGGGUACUAUGACUUCUGCACUUUUCAAUACGCAAGUCGUCCAUUGUUGGGAUACCUGGAUCCUGAAUUUGCCUAUAGUUUCAACAACCCACAAAAUGCAACAGACAAAAAAGAGUUCACAAGUGCGCUUAAUGAUCUAAUGCAGAGACUGAAAAGCGAAGCUGCUUCUGGGGACUCUAACUUUAAGCUAUCUGUGGGAAGCAAAAUAGCUGACGAGUCUGAAACUGUUUAUGGUCUUGUUCAGUGCUUGCCGGAUUUGUCUAGGCCAGACUGUAAUGCUUGCUUGGAGAAGGCGAUCUCAGAUAUCCCACUCUGUUGUAAGAACAAGAUUGCUGGUAGGGUUAUUAAACUCAGCUGCAAUCUUCGAUUUGAGAGGGGUCGUUUCUAG
Molecule: messenger RNA, 725 nt
Organism: Neltuma alba
Lineage: Eukaryota; Viridiplantae; Streptophyta; Magnoliopsida; Fabales; Fabaceae
Product: cysteine-rich repeat secretory protein 38-like
Exons: 2
Source: RefSeq, a predicted model, not a curated record